Molecule: messenger RNA, 423 nt
Organism: Didymodactylos carnosus
Lineage: Eukaryota; Metazoa; Rotifera; Eurotatoria; Philodinida; Philodinidae
Source: the annotation of a GenBank genome assembly
AUGUUUGAUCUCGUCUUACUUCGCCUAGGAACAAAACUUGAAUCGUCUCUUCCAAUCGAUCCCUUCCCAGCACCCAUCGACACACACGUGAAAGCCUACUCUUACCAUGGAACGACCAUCCGUCCGAACUCCACACCAGUCGUCGAAUCGACUUGGCAGGACUGCAAAGUCUCGUUCUACACUGAUGGAAGAGGCAGGGAAGCAAAGACGGGCACGUAUGAUAUGCUGCAGUGUUUGCAUUUUGAUCAUCUUCCAUCGGCUGGAUCGUCUGGUGGCCCGAUUCUGGAUGCAAAGACGCAAGCUGUCGUUGGCAUUAUUCGUGGCUGGGAACAUGCUGGUGGUAAGCUGCGUGGAUUUGCCAGCCCGGCAGAGUCUCUGUUUGAGUGCUUUAGCUUGCCUGGUCUGCCGGAAGAAGUUGAUUGA